Molecule: messenger RNA, 787 nt
Organism: Microplitis mediator
Lineage: Eukaryota; Metazoa; Arthropoda; Insecta; Hymenoptera; Braconidae
Exons: 3
Coding region: 111-620 (169 amino acids)
Source: RefSeq, a predicted model, not a curated record
UUAGUUUGAAAUUUUUUAUUACACUUUUAAUUAUUUGUAAAACAUUUAAAUAUUUAAAAAAAAUUCAAAUUAUCAGUAAAUAAUUUAAAUUUAGAGCGAAAUUUAAAAAUAUGGAUAAUUUACGCGGAUCUACUGCUGAUGGAAUAAUUAAAAAUCUUUCUGAAAACCCGCCUGAUAUGAUCGACUGUUAUCGUCAAAAAAUAUCUUGGAGUAAAAUACUGACGGCACUGAAUGAAUUUAUUGAUAAAUUUCGAACUGUUAAUGAGCAUGAUAUUGAUAAGCUGAGUCAUAAUAAUGAUAAGAAAAAAGAGCUACAAUUAAAUGGUGAUCAAAAUAGAAAUAAGAAAUUACCUCAGUCGUUAGAAAAAAUUACGAUACAAGAAAGAAUCGCCAGAGAUUAUCAACGCGAGUUGCGGAAAUUAUGCGAACGUAGUUUUUGUCAAAUAAAAAUGCAGGAUCCAUGUGAAAUUUGUUGCUGUGCCCCGUGUGUUAAACAAGAAGAGGAUGCUUGCGAUGGUGUGCCUCGUAUUAAACGGCCUCCAAAAUGUCAAUGCGGCCGGGCGAUGAUCAAAGAAAAAGAAUGCUGCGACGCAUGUGAAAAUUCACUCAAAAGAAUUUGAAUUUCUUAUCAUUAAAUCUUAAAAUAAACGAAUCGGAAAAUUUGUUUGUACGACGAAAGGUCAUAAACCUUCGCUCCGACUUUGGCCUUGGCCUUAAGCUCAUUUGUAAAUAAUAAUUACAAUUAUUAUUUUAAUUAAUCUAUACCGCUCUAAAAUAUUUAUUUACU